Molecule: messenger RNA, 844 nt
Organism: Pollicipes pollicipes
Lineage: Eukaryota; Metazoa; Arthropoda; Thecostraca; Pollicipedomorpha; Pollicipedidae
Product: sorting nexin-24
Exons: 4
Coding region: 297-755 (152 amino acids)
Molecular function (GO): phosphatidylinositol phosphate binding
Source: RefSeq, a predicted model, not a curated record
UAGAUGUGUGCGCCUCUGGGUGCUACCAACUAAGCGUUGAUCGCCUUGGCUUAUUCAACCCCAAAGCAUUAAAACAGGGAAGGGGAGCAAGCCAUUCGCCCGGCUUCUGUUUAUUUCAGGGCAUUUGGAAGGCAGGCAAGGCAGGGGUGUCGGUGACGGUUAUGGAACGAAAAGGGUGGUAGCGGCAUUCAUGUGCAUCCACCGGCUAAGGCACUCCGCCGGCAGUUAGGCGUGUAGCGGAUGAUCGUCAUUGUCAUGCAAAAUGUGGGGAGGACCCAAGAAGAGCCAGGAAGACAAUGAUUCGUGUCUUUGUUACAAGCUAUAAGCCAGUGGAUGAGCCAAGUGAGAAGCUUUAUUAUGUUUAUGUUCUUGAAGUUAUCAAUAAUGGUAGAUGCCACAAAGUAGAAAGAAGAUACAGCAGUUUUCUCUGUUUGCACAAGCAGCUGCGUAAGACGCACCAGACGCCGGAGUUUCCGCCGAAGCGCGUGAUCCACAACACGGUGAAGGUGCUGGAGCUGCGGCGCGCCGCGCUCGAGGCCUACCUGCAGACCCUGCUGCUGAUCGAGCCGACGCCGCGGCCGCUGCUCGACUUCCUCGGCGUCCAGCCGCAGCCCAGCCUGAUCGAGGUCGAGUGUCAGGAGGUGAGCCACCAGCCGCUGCUCGCCUUCCGGCCCAACAUCCAUCUGGAGGGCGGCGCCGGCCGCACUGGCGACAUCGUCACCGAAGGCGUGCUGACCGGCCUGUACGGCCGCUAGUGGUACGCCAUGACGCCGCUGCGUCUGCGCCAGCUGUUCACGUUCGCCCUGCUCUGGGUCGGCUACGCGCUCACCUACUUCCUGCGCAA